Messenger RNA from Leguminivora glycinivorella, 1489 nucleotides. RefSeq names its product gamma-butyrobetaine dioxygenase-like. The record is from RefSeq and is a predicted model, not a curated record. Gene Ontology annotation, cellular component: mitochondrion. Bases 146 to 1381 code for a protein of 411 amino acids. NCBI's taxonomy places the organism in Eukaryota, Metazoa, Arthropoda, Insecta, Lepidoptera, Tortricidae. Gene Ontology annotation, biological process: carnitine biosynthetic process. Gene Ontology annotation, molecular function: oxidoreductase activity. The transcript has a single exon.
CAAAACCGGAUUUGAUGAGGAAAGUUCAUCAAACAGUUAUUGACCUUACACAAUUAGGUAAUUAUAAAGUUUAAUUACCCACUAUCACAAUGGCUUGUGUCAACUAACUUAUCUCUUAUCACUUAGUAUUGUACAAGAGAGCAAAAUGCUCGCGUUCAGAAAACUCUGCUCAAAUAAGCUAAUAUCUAAUGUAUUAAAAAGUAGUGUUACUCAAAUUCACACACAGAAUGUGCUUUUAAAACAAAGUGAUAUAUUAAAGCUGGUUAUAAGUGGCCAAUCUUUACAGUUUCCUUAUGUGUGGUUGAGAGAUAACUGCCAGUGCGAACAGUGUUUCCACCGAUCUGCGAAAAGCCGGACAGUUGACUGGAGCAAAUUCGACUUAAACGUUAAGGCGAAAGAUGUACAGAAGGGUGAAAAUUCUGUGAAGCUUACCUGGGAUGAUGGACAUAUAUCGGAGUUUGACUUUAAGUGGCUGAUGUUCAGAAACUUUACUGCAGAGAACAAGAAGCUUUAUGACAGUGCUAUUUACAAACCUGCCAAAAUUUCUUGGGAUGGUAAGGAUUUUCAGGAGAUCUGUGCCAAACAUGAUUACAAUGAAAUUUUGAACUCAAACAAGGCUUUGUACAACUGGUUACACAGUCUAUCAGUUUAUGGAGUAGCUUUGAUUCAAAAUACACCAAACUCUGCUGCAGCUGUAGACAAAAUCGUGGACACCAUUGGAUUCACGCGGAGAACACAUUAUGGUGUAAAAUUCGUAGUACAAAAUGUACCUAACACCAGUAAUGUUGCAUAUCUAAACACCAAUCUACAAGUGCAUAUUGACUUGCCCUAUUAUGAAUACUGCCCAGGAGUUAAUAUGUUGCACUGUUUAGAGCAAACUCAAAGUAAAGGUGGAGAGAAUAUUCUAUCUGAUGCUCACUAUGUGGCUUCAUAUAUAAAACAAAACCAUCCAGAGCAGUUCAAGCUUCUAACGGAUGUUGAAAUUGAAUGGAGUGACAUUGGAACUGAAGAUGGUAAUGAAUUUUUCAAACUUCACAGAUCUCCAGUUAUAUGCCUGGAUAAACAUGGAGAAAUAAUGAGAAUAAAUUUCUCUGUUCCACAAAGAGGAAACUACUUUCCGGGGCCUGUAGAACUUGUUCAACCUUGGUAUGAAGCAUGGGCCCUAUUUCUGAAUUUAAAUCAUAAGUUCUCAGCUAAAUUCAAGACGAAAGCUGGGGAUAUAUUGACUUUUGAUAACAUAAGGUUGCUGCAUGGACGGAAUGCAUAUGAAGACAGCUCGAAUAAUGUACGUAAAUUGAUUGGUGCCUAUGUGGAUUGGGACGAAAUAUACUCACGGUGGAGAUGUUUAAAAGUUAAAUUGGAGAAUAUGGAUGGAGUUUGAUUGAGUGGCAGUAGAUAUUGUAAAUUGAAACACUUAAUAAUCUGGCAAUACAUAAAUAUGUUUACUUAAUUUAAAAUGUACAUAAAAGGUAUUUUUAUUUGUGUUUUU